AUGGCCGUGACAGGACAGUCAAAGAGUUCAAAGGCGGACGCAACUGCCUCUGGAGGUUCUGCAUCAGAAGCCGCCACCUCAGGAGGAGCUGGAGCGGACGCCGCCACUUCUGGAGGUUCUGCAGUACAAGCCGCCACCUCAGGAAAAGCUGGACUCACAAGAGUCAUUGGAACAGGAAACGGCACUCCUGGCCAUGGCGAGGGAACUGGAGUCAUAAGAACAGGGAACGGCACUCAUGGCCGUGACGAGGGAACAGGAGUCAUUGGAACAGGGAACGGCACUCCUGGGAACGGCACUCAUGGCCGUGACGAGGGAACUGGAGUCAUUGGAACAGGGAACGGCACUCCUGGCUGUGACGAGGGAACUGGAGUCAUUGGAACAUUGAAUGGCACUCCUGGCUGUGACGAGGGAACUGGAUUGGACUCAGGGACUGGAGCGGCCUCAAGAGGAGUAACAGAGCAAUGA
Sinocyclocheilus anshuiensis is the source of this 465-nucleotide messenger RNA. RefSeq lists its product as uncharacterized. The transcript has a single exon. The record is from RefSeq and is a predicted model, not a curated record. The coding region runs from base 1 to 465 and encodes 154 amino acids. Lineage: Eukaryota; Metazoa; Chordata; Actinopteri; Cypriniformes; Cyprinidae.